Messenger RNA from Drosophila innubila, 820 nucleotides. RefSeq lists its product as uncharacterized. The transcript has a single exon. NCBI's taxonomy places the organism in Eukaryota, Metazoa, Arthropoda, Insecta, Diptera, Drosophilidae. The record is from RefSeq and is a predicted model, not a curated record. The coding region runs from base 48 to 686 and encodes 212 amino acids.
UAUUUUAAAUAUCAUUUGGCAAUCUAAUUUAAUUUUAUUCGGGCUUAAUGGCAGAUGCUGGAGAUGAAGCUGCUCCUGAGGCGGACGACACUGAAGAGACCCAGCAAGCAACUGAAGAUAAAGAAGAAGAUGAGGCACUCCAGGCACUAGAAGAAAAUGAAGAAGAAGCAUUGGAAGAAGCUGUAGUCGAUCCUUUUGAGCUGCUAGAUGAAGAUACUGAGGACAACGAAGAGCAAGAACGAAUGUAUCGCGAAUAUCUAGAUUUAACCCAACAGAUCGACUGCCAGAAUGCGAUCAUAAGGGAUAUGAAAGAUCGAAGAAAUGAACUGAGUGAUCAACAAUGUCCAACCCGAAAGGAUAGAGCCGAAAUCAAGCGAUUACGUAUUUGUAUUGAUCAAGAAUCCAUCAAACUUCACACCAUGACAAAUCGGGCUGUCCAACUGCAAAAUUUUGGGUCACAACGUUUAUAUGGCGACAUAGAACUACCGACCACUGAAAUUGAGGAAACCUGUUUCGUAACUCCUCCGAAUAAUAGAACUACAUGUCCCUCAUCAUCAAAAUCAUCAUCGAAACGUCCUCAAACUGCACAAGAUAUCUGUGAUUCGUGUGAUCCUUGUAAUACUUGUGAUCCGUCUAAUUCUUGUAAUGAUUCCAAUACAGAUUCGGAUGAUACCUGUUGUCCCUGAAGGAAUCCUGAUGAUACCUGUUGUCCCUGUAGGAAAACGUGUAAGGAAUAUUCUGUAGGAGCAUUCCAGAGGAUGGAACUACAAAAACUUAUUGUAGGAUAUGUGUCUAGUAUAAAGCUUAUUUAAAUACUAUC